AUGUCAGCUGUGUUAUCACAUUUUGCUCGAGACGAAGGGGUAGAGCUUAAACUACAGCUCCUUGUUGUGCCUGCAACAGAUAUGCGGUACUGUCUAAGAAAUCGCAAGCUUGAUGCAUUAAGCUGCCCAUAUGAGAGUGUUCUGCUAUACCAUGACGCUCCAUGGGGCCCAUUGGGGCGAGAACAAUGGUUCCUCAGGUAUUGGCUUGGAGCUGAUGAAGGUACCCAGGAGAAGAUUCUGACUGGUGAUUGGAGAUGCACGCCAGUCCUGGCACCUUCAUUCUCUAAUCUUGCGAGAGCUCACAUUGUCACAGCUGAGUUUGGCCUAGAAAGAGAUGAAGGUGAAUUUUAUGGCAACCUUCUAAAGCUUGCAGGAAAUCAGGUUACCAUGAAGCAAUACCAGGGAGUACCACAUGCGUUCGCUCAUUACAACCAUCCUGAAAGAGGGCUGCCUCAGAGUUUCGAAUACAUUGAAGACACAUGCAAACUUCUCCGAGAGGCUCAUUUUGGGCCUUUGGCAAAGUUUUGA
Molecule: messenger RNA, 528 nt
Organism: Penicillium taxi
Lineage: Eukaryota; Fungi; Ascomycota; Eurotiomycetes; Eurotiales; Aspergillaceae
Exons: 2
Coding region: 1-528 (175 amino acids)
Molecular function (GO): hydrolase activity
Source: RefSeq, a predicted model, not a curated record